CUGCGUACGGGACAUGCUCUUGGACUCGGUGUGUUGUCAAGACAGAGGCGGUUCCCAGUCGCACGUGCGGUUGUAGAUCCGCCCAAAGGCAGAUCUUAGGGUUCCCAUGGCGACUACGGGACGCCAAUUUUCCUCAACAUGGCAGGAAGAGAAAAGGCCAAAACUCAGAUUAAGUCUCAGGUGGAGAAUUCCGGAGCUAGCGCCAACGAAAAGAAGCACACAGAGGAUCAUGAUAAAGAUACCAGUGAAAACGAACACCCCCUUGCGUGGAAAUUCCUAUCCUAUUCACAAGUAAACCUCCUGCUGCAAUUGAGUGUUGAAGAAGUGGAGAAGCAAUUGGAGGAGAUCCUCAACUUUAAUAACCAUCAGACGUGUUUGAAGGAAGCAGCUUUAUUGGAUUAUUAUGUCUCUGGGUUUAGGUGGGCCAAAGAAAUGAACUUCACCUGCCAGCAAGUAUCAGGGUUCAUGACCCUUUUAUGCAUGGCGUUGGAGAAUAUUAGGGAUAACCAGAUGCCAUUAGCAGAAAACUUCAAAGAGUUUUAUAAUGCAGUAGUGGGGACAAGGCAGUCAACAUCAGCGGCAACAGAGGAUGGUGACAAUGAGUUCUUCAGUGUGGGACAAGUUACCAGUAUUACUGAAUAUAUGAAGUCAAGUUUAUUUCAGCAUUACAAGCUGUAUGAAUUUCUCUUCACCCAUCCACAAGAGCAGCUUGUUCUUGGUAUUGAAGAAAGUGUUGAGGUGCUCAGAUCAAGAGACUGCUUAGUUGUGGCACCUUUGGAAGAGGGCAUGCCCUGUGAGGCCUUCACUCAAUACGUGGCCCCAGCUCCCCCUGAACACAGUGAGGAUGAGUUUACUGAAGAACUAGAAGGAAACUAUGAAGACAAGCAGAACAAAGCUAACAAUGAAGCAAAAAAUGCAUUUGAAUGCUACGCCAUAGAUGAUGUAAGAUCAGUGCUUGGACCACUGACAAAAGAUGUGCUGGGAAGUUUUCAGAUGGAGAUCAGUGAGAAGCUGCGGGUCCAGGAGGAGCUUUACACCGCCAGGAUAGACAGACUUAAAAACUCUUCCGACAGUUGAAUAUUAUCUGCGGUGGAUGUGGAGCUCUUGAUAUAUGUCGCCCUCUUCUGGUGAAGCUGUGGAACUGCAGCAUCGGGUCAUAUUCGGUUUCUUCAGUUCGGUUUUCCUGUGCUACUUAGAAAUUUCACACUUACUCAUUAGCAUACAGAUAUAGUAGAUACAUAUUAACAAAAUAUCACCAAAAAGGAAUAAUGUCUCUCGAGACAAAUACCAGUUUAAGAAUCACGUUAGCGAAAACUGCAAAAUAAUACAACUAAUUAUCUUGCUAUGUUAAAUAUAUAUUACUCUCUUAAUAUUACUAUGCAGAUGUGCCCCACAUUACCCACAGGAGUGUGUAAAUCCAUGUAGUAGAUGUUCUCCUCCAAAGUGCAAAAUACAGUGCUGUAUACUCUGCUACUAAAUACUGUUUGUGGUCAAUGUCUGUUCAUAUUGUUUAUUUUAAUUUGUUUAACUUAUCUCUUAUACAGUAUGUUGCUUUUGUCUCUAAGGGACUCUUUAAAGCACUGUUACAGUAUAUAAUGAUUACAUUGUUUAAAACUGUAAUCUGCCUGCUGAUAGAUGCACUUUGUUCUGCACACCAAGAAACUAGCUGUAUAAGGCAGGCAAGACAACAUUGCAAGAUGUAAAACUAAUUCACAAUUCUUGCUGUUCAACACUUAAAAGUAAUUUAUACAAAGACGUAUUAUAUAUUCAUGGUAAUUUGAUGUCAUUGCCUCAUGCAGUAGAUGCAUGUUUUCUUGGCUGUCUUAUUUUUAAUAUUUUAAAUUAAAAGUACAAAAUCAUCCCUUGGUUCUAGCAGUGAAGGUUACCUGAAGACAUGUUGAAAGUAUUGUUGUAAAAACAUCUGGUAAUGUUUGGUCAUUAAAUUACAAUCUUCAUUUCCAGCUUCUUAACAAAGUAAAGCACUGUAUUUUACAAGUACAAUGUCUUCUUCUCUUUGUCUCAAGCUGCACGUGAACACCAAUGAGCAAUUAUAUGGUCUAUAUAUUGUUUUAUGUUGAAUUGUUGAAUUAAUGUGUUGCUUUUAUCAUUUAUAUCUGCUUUUGUUUUAAUCGUUUUUUACUAGGGUAAAUAAAAAAUUCCAGAAAAUCAAAGCUGAUAUUUCACUGUUUAUAUUUAUGUAACCAUGAAUGUAUAUGUUCAUCUAUCCUUUUGGUUGCUUUAACAAGUCAGCACAAAUUCCUUUCUUCUUGGUAAAUAUUAAGUAUUUCCAAUGUAGUGUAGAAAAUAUGAAGAAUACAAGCUUGCUAUUUUCAUUAUUAAAGGUGCUUUGCAGACAGCCUUGUUUAUUUUCUUGGAUUGCUUUAGCCGCAGGAAAUUCUAACAUUUUCUCUGAUCUCUCAUCAGAUAAAGACUUAACACUUAACAUUACGAUGGAAAAUAGCCCUCAUGGGCUAACUUUAAACACAUGUCCUUUUCAAACAAACAAAUUCCUGCAUGGCGC
Molecule: messenger RNA, 2521 nt
Organism: Lepisosteus oculatus (spotted gar)
Lineage: Eukaryota; Metazoa; Chordata; Actinopteri; Semionotiformes; Lepisosteidae
Gene: cabcoco1
Product: ciliary associated calcium binding coiled-coil 1
Source: RefSeq, a predicted model, not a curated record